Salvia miltiorrhiza (redroot sage) is the source of this 1023-nucleotide messenger RNA. Its product is annotated as HMG1/2-like protein. The record is from RefSeq and is a predicted model, not a curated record. The transcript is spliced from 6 exons. Lineage: Eukaryota; Viridiplantae; Streptophyta; Magnoliopsida; Lamiales; Lamiaceae. Bases 195 to 731 code for a protein of 178 amino acids.
GAUUAAUUUUAAUUUAGGAAUAUAAUUCUAAAAAAAAAAGAAGGAAUAUUUAGUCAGUAAUUAUUCGAAUAUUUAUUUGAGUUUAUAAUCGUUUUUAUUUAAUUUAAUGAUUAAUAUUAAAAGCAAUUUUGUUUUUUGAUUAAAGUAUUGAUUAGAAGUAGCAAUUGCAAUUCCCAUCAACACUGAGAAUCUGAAUGCGAAUGGGAAUGGCAUACCAAUCAAGAGCAAGAAAAAGGGUCCGGGCGAAUGCGAUUCCCAUCCGCCGCGCUCCAGACGGCAGCGCCUUCCGCAAAUGUGAAAGCUGUGGCAUCUCCGUCGCCCUUGCUUUGGCUGAUAUGCACCACUGUCACUCUCCAUUGCCCAAGAAUCCCACAAACAAACUCAUAAUUCAAUGGCCCAGAUCACCUUUUCAUUUUUUUAUGGAGGAGUUUGUAAAGACGUGUAGUGAAGGCAACUUGAUCGAGAAAGAUAACAAAGGAUGUGAAACGUGGAAGAAUAUGUCAACAAAGGAGAGACAGCCCUUUGUUGAUCAAGCAGUUAAACUAGAUGAAGCCUAUGCGAGGCUUUUGCACGACGAGGAAAAUGAGAUUCAACGGGUGGAUGAUGAAGCAGAUUCAGCUGAGGUUGGCAAAUGUGAUGAGAGGUAUGAAGCGUCAACGAUGAAUUACUAUGACUCUGAAAGCUCCUACUGGUCUCUUCCUGUCCCAAACACCAUGAACAAGUUUUGUUGAAGAUGGAAGAUGACUUGACAAUGUGCUAAUGUUUUUUGUUUUGGAGGACUUUAAUUAUGUGAAUAGAGUGAAAUCCCUCCAACUGGAACUGGCCAUAUAUUGGAUGGAAAUAUGCAAAUAUAACAUGUUUUGGUUUUGCUUUUGGCAAGCUUUCUACAAGAGCAUAAUAGCAUGGCUGAUAAUUUCUCAAAUGAUUGUAUUUCAUUUGAAAAUUGUAAGUGUCUGGGCCGAUUAUCGUUUGGUAUGAUUUGACAUUGAUUAAUCUCAAAAUUGCUGCUAGUACAUACUUUAA